CCGACCAUGAGGAGAGUCAGUCAUGGGAACAGAAGGAGCGACGGACAAUGAGAGAGAGAAGGUGAAGUUAAACAAAGAAGAAGGAUAUCUCGAACAAGCUCAUUCCAAGACAAACCGACCGUACAGCACCAGACCGACCGUGAUUGUUGUUCUUUCGGAGAUGUUUGCUUGUAGUGAAUAGCCAACCGUCCAUUCAUGAGCUCUUUUCGAAGCUUCUCGAGGACAGCUCCUGCUGAGUCUGCAGCUGCGAGCAGAAGUCACUCGAACCGAACAAGCUUUCUCCCCAAGAUUGAAACCACAAACAGACCCUCAAGCUUUGGCGACGAACGAAAGAAAAGGAGGAGAAACCCGCAAGCAUACAAGACGAGAGAUGUGGAUGUCAAGCCGGAUUGGGUUGCUGCUCCGUCGGAUGAGCUGAACGACAUCGCAAUACUGGAGGAGAAAUUCAGAACACUUCAUGCAAGGGAAUCAAACGCUCUUGAAAGAAGGCUGAACAAGUACUUUUCGCAACAUAAGACUCUCGUCUCGCGUCAAGCAAAGUCCACGCCGCUUGUGGUGUGUGUCUUGGACAAGUUUGCGUCAAGCGGGGGUUUGCUUCGAACGACGUCAGGGCAGGAGGUCUCGUUUGCGCUGCAAGUCAAGUAUUCCUUCGCGGGACACUUGGGUGAAGGCGGAGAAGAUCUGAGAAGCUGGGUGGACUCAAAUGGAGGCUUCUCGUGCAUCCUUGUUGGUCCCACAACCAUCGCUGCUGAUGUCGUGUACAAAGGGUCCGGCACCUACUUCUUCUUCUACACGCCUAUCCUUGCGGGAUCAGGAGACGUCCCGGGAAGUCCGUUUGAGUCAGUCGUCGAACCAGGAAAAACAGAAACAACCUCCUGCACCGCAUCGGGUAUGGGUUUGUUGUGCUCCGAAGCUGGAGUGGAAUCUCAGUUUGUGAUCACCUCAAGGGACAAGCAUGGGAACCAAAGAUUUGAGGGCGGAGACAGAUAUGACGUCACUUUGUCAGGACCUGUCACGUUCAACGCUCACGUGACGGAUCUGAACAACGGGCAGUACAUCGCCAAGUACAACACAAUCAUGUGCGGCGAUUACUACGUGAUGAUCAAACGAGAAGGCCAGCGCUUGGCCGGGUGUCCAUUCGUCCUGUCUGUGGUCGCUGGUAAGACGCAUGGGCCCAGCUGCACGGCAGUGGGAGAAGGCUUGAAGGUCGCGUUUGCGGGGGAGGAUGCACAGUUUGUGAUCGAGGCAAGAGAUAUCAUAGGGAACCAGAGGGUGGUGGGGAACGAUCCGUUCGAGGUCGAGAUCGAAGGUCCUUCCACCCCUCAGAUCUCAGUCUACGACCGAGACGAUGGCACUUACCUCGUCACUUACAACGUGGAGGCCGUCGGGCAGUACCACACGAGAGUCUUCCUGGGAGAGCUUCAGAUCUCCGGCUCCCCCUUCACGCAGACGGUGUUGCCAGGCAAGGUUGUCGCCGUCCGGUGCACGGGGGCAGGCAGGGGGUUGACGAGAGCGUUUGCUGGGGAGGAAGCCUCUUUCACCAUAGAGAGCAGAGACAUCAACAGGAAUAAGACUUCCUCCGGAGCCAAAGAAUUCCUUGUCACUGUCCGGGGUGUGAUAUCGCCCCAAGUGCACUGCAUCGCUGGGGAGAACGGAGAGUUUCACUACUCAUACCGGACUGCGCGAGCCGGAACGUACUUUGUGUCUGUGCUGUACGAAGGAGUGGACAUAGGAGGCAGCCCCUUCAAGCUCACAGUCGACCCGGGCCCUACACAUGCCAACGGCUGCAGCGCGGCAGGCCCAGGCAUCACAGGAGGAUACACGGGGAUCGAGACGAGCUUCAUGAUCCACGCGCGAGACUACUACGGCAACUCCCGGACGUCUGGAGGCGACAUCUUCAAUGUGGAGAUAGGAGGAACAGCCUCGGCCAGGUCUCGCAUCCGGGACAACGAGAACGGGACGUACACUGUGGCGUACACGCCAGAGAUAGGAGGAGACUACUACAUCUCGGUGAAGCACGGAGGCAUCGACAUCCAAGGAAGUCCCUUCACGGUCUCCUCAGACCCGAUGCCGCGCGAAGCCUAUUUGGAGAUGUACAGGAGCAUGGAGCCUGACUUCACCAGGAACUUACAAGCUCAGUUGCUCGACCAGAAAUCGCCUGCCAAACCAUCAAGAAAAGCUCCCAAGCAAGGAGGCAACGCAGACUACGAAUGGAAGUUGGACAUCAAACUGAUCGGAGGAAAAGAGCUGCUUCCUAAAGACACAGUCUCUGCCGGGACUUAUGGAACAGCUUUCAUACACAGCUCGGACCCCUACGUGGUAAUGAGCGUCGGGCCGCAGCAAGUGAAGAGCCAGACGAUUCAGAAGAACCUCAACCCCGAGUGGAAUGAAACCUUAACGCUCAAGUUCUCAGAUCGGAUGAACGAUCUCAACGUGGAGGUGUUCGAUGAGGAUGUCAACGACGACGACGACCUCAUCGGCAAGGCGAAGAUCAGCCUGAUGGACCUGGUGGAGGACAAGCCCAAGAUGAUCACUGCCAAGCUCAGAGACUUCGAUUCCUCAGGCAAGGACAAGGGAAUCGACUGCGGGACCAUCCAAAUGAUCUUGACGUUACAACGAACAUCCGGAUAUCUUGAUGAUCGUAGAUUGCGUUGAGCUGGAAAUCAUCGGAGUUUUGGGAUAAGGGGUGGCGAUGUACUUUUUUUCGGUUACACUUGUAUUCUUUUAACGUACAGUGCAAUGAAACUGGCUACCGGGU
Messenger RNA from Guillardia theta CCMP2712, 2758 nucleotides. RefSeq lists its product as hypothetical. The coding region runs from base 196 to 2655 and encodes 819 amino acids. Gene Ontology annotation, molecular function: actin filament binding. NCBI's taxonomy places the organism in Eukaryota, Cryptophyceae, Pyrenomonadales, Geminigeraceae. Gene Ontology annotation, biological process: actin cytoskeleton organization. The record is from RefSeq and is a predicted model, not a curated record. The transcript is spliced from 13 exons.